Dioscorea cayenensis subsp. rotundata (Guinea yam) is the source of this 2042-nucleotide messenger RNA. RefSeq names its product beta-glucosidase 31-like. Gene Ontology annotation, molecular function: beta-glucosidase activity. Gene Ontology annotation, biological process: carbohydrate metabolic process. The coding region runs from base 211 to 1878 and encodes 555 amino acids. The record is from RefSeq and is a predicted model, not a curated record. The transcript has 13 exons. NCBI's taxonomy places the organism in Eukaryota, Viridiplantae, Streptophyta, Magnoliopsida, Dioscoreales, Dioscoreaceae.
UCAUUCCAGUCUAGAAGAUACAACAAUGUCCAAUUCUAGCUCAGGCCUCACCAAUAUCAAUGAAUAUAUAACUGGAUGCAUAUAUACAUAAUGGUAACAUUGGCAGGGGAAAUGAUUCAAGAACUAGAUUCAUAUGCCGGCAAGUUGGAAUUGAGUAUCCAAUAAAAAUUGUAGCACUAUACAUAGAAACAGAGAAGGGUUGCACAAGAGAUGAAGCAAGCAUGUUUCUUCUCUUUCUACCUGCUGCUAGCAUCACUAACUUUGGCUCUUGCAAUCACCAGAGAAGAUUUUCCACCAGGCUUCAUCUUUGGUGCUGGUACCUCUGCUUACCAGGCUGAAGGUGCAGUUGCAGAAGAUGGUAGAAAACCCAGCAUCUGGGAUACCUAUGCACAUGCAGGAAAAAAUAUGGAUAAGAGCACAGCAGAUACAACAGCAGAUCAGUAUCACAAAUACAAGGAGGAUGUGAAGUUGAUGCAUGAGAUGGGCUUGGAUGCUUACAGGUUUUCUAUCUCUUGGUCUAGGCUUAUUCCUGAUGGGAGAGGACCUGUUAAUCCCAAAGGCUUGCAAUACUAUAACAAUUUCAUCAAUGAGCUCCUUAUCCAUGGAAUCGAGCCUCACGUUACUCUUCAGCACUUCGAUCUUCCUCAAGCCUUGGAGGAUGAAUACGGUGGACAUGUGAGCAGACGCAUAGUAGAGGAUUUCACAGCUUACGCUGACGUUUGCUUCAGAGAAUUUGGCGACAGAGUGAAAUACUGGGGCACUUUCAAUGAGCCCAACAUUGAAGCAGUUGGAGGCUUCGAUGUCGGGCUAUUGGCACCUGGUCGUUGCUCUUAUCCUUUUGGUAUCAGUUGUUCAGAGGGUGACUCCACAACAGAACCAUACAUUGCAGUUCAUAACAUCUUGCUUGCACAUGCCUCAGCAGUCUCCUUGUACAAGCAAAAGUAUCAGGUAUCACAAAGAGGCUAUAUAGGAUUGGACGUCCUAGGAUUCUGGUUUGAGCCAUAUACAGACUCCAAAGAGGAUAUUGCUGCAACAAAGAGAUUGCUUGAUUUUCACAUUGGAUGGCUCAUGGACCCUCUAGUGUUUGGCUCUUACCCUGCUGUCAUGAAAGAGAUUGCGGGCUCAAGACUACCAUCCUUCACUGCAGAAGAAUCUAAAAUGCUGAGAGGAUCAUUUGACUACAUUGGACUCAAUCACUACAAUGUAUUCUAUGUGAAAGCCUACCCCCAAGCUUUGGAUAGCAAAAGGAGGGACUAUGUCAGAGAUACAUCUGUAAAAUUAUUGUUUGAUCAAGAUUCCAAGGAGCUGUCAUCGAAGGAUUUUGUCAAGAAACAACAACUGCCACCAGUUGCUGCAAAACCAUGGGCUUUUCAAAAGAUACUCGAGCACGUCAAGCUACGAUAUGAGAAUCCUUCAAUUAUAAUUCAUGAAAACGGCUACGCGGAAUUUGAUAUCAACUCGACCACUCAGAACCAAAAUGAUACUUACAGGGCAUACUACAUAGAACAAUAUAUAGAAGCCUUGCUUCUAGCAAUAAGAAAUGGAUCGAACACUAAAGGGUAUUUCGUAUGGUCUUUUUUGGAUUGUUUCGAGCUCGCAUACGGUUACACUGCUCGAUAUGGUCUUUAUGGAGUUGAUUUUAAUUCAGAAGACAGAACAAGAUUCCCCAGGCUUUCUGCUCAUUGGUAUUCUCAGUUCCUCAAAAAUACCACAAUGCAGACAUCAAAUCAAAUUGAUAUCCAGCGAAAUGAGACCAAGUAUUUAGACCCAAAGAUUUGUCGACAAUACAAAAGAAAACGGCUUCUGAAACAAAUCUUCAUGAACACAUCCACUUUUCUAAGUGCAUUAGUUUUUCAUGUUGUUCGCGCCGUAAUGUAAUCCCUCUGAUUGUUCAUUGCACUUCCUACCUUAAGAAAUUAACUGAUAAGGGUUAUAGGUUUACUGGUGCUGUAAGUUUUUUGGGUUUUGAAUCCAUCUAUUUGGUUUUGACUGCAGGUAUAAUUGUUUGGUUUUGGAUAAAAUUGAUAUGUUGUUUAGCAUGA